UCAGACCGUUCGCAGUUUGGUUAAUUCUUGAUUAACAUCCAAGCGAAGAAGAAGCAGACGGUGCGAGCAGAAAAUCGCGAGAAGUUCGUUCCAAGUUUAAUUCAGUGACUAAGAAGUUAUCCCAACACAUUUUAAUUAAAGAUGGCAGCAAAAGCACCAGCAGUUGGUAUUGAUCUGGGCACGACCUACAGUUGUGUUGGAGUUUUCCAGCACGGCAAGGUAGAAAUCAUUGCCAACGACCAGGGUAACCGAACCACGCCAUCGUAUGUUGCCUUCACUGACACGGAGCGUCUGAUUGGCGAUGCUGCCAAGAACCAGGUGGCCAUGAACCCGACCAACACCAUCUUCGACGCGAAGCGUCUGAUUGGUCGCAAGUUUGACGAUCCCGCGAUCCAGGCCGAUAUGAAGCAUUGGCCGUUUGAGGUGGAGUCGAUCGAGGGCAAACCAAAGAUUGCGGUCGAGUACAAGGGCGAGAAAAAAUCGUUCUUCCCGGAGGAGGUCAGUUCGAUGGUGCUGACCAAGAUGAAGGAAACGGCCGAAGCUUAUCUGGGCAAGACGGUGACGAACGCCGUCAUCACCGUGCCAGCUUACUUCAACGAUUCGCAGCGUCAGGCAACGAAGGAUGCCGGAACCAUUUCGGGGUUGAACGUGCUGCGUAUCAUCAACGAACCGACUGCGGCCGCCAUUGCCUACGGUCUAGACAAGAAGACGGCCGGUGAGCGCAACGUGCUGAUCUUCGAUCUGGGCGGCGGUACCUUCGAUGUGUCGAUCCUUUCCAUCGAUGAUGGCAUCUUCGAGGUCAAAUCGACCGCCGGAGACACCCAUCUGGGUGGUGAGGACUUCGACAACCGCCUGGUGAACCACUUCGCUCAGGAAUUCAAGCGCAAACACAAGAAGGACCUGUCCACCAACAAGCGUGCCCUGCGCCGUCUGCGUACGGCAUGCGAGCGCGCGAAGCGUACGCUCUCCUCGUCGACCCAGGCCAGUAUUGAGAUCGAUUCGCUGUUCGAGGGAACUGAUUUCUACACCUCGAUUACGCGUGCCCGUUUCGAGGAGCUGAACGCCGAUCUGUUCCGUUCGACAAUGGAACCAGUGGAGAAGGCGCUUCGUGACGCCAAGAUGGACAAGGCCAGCAUUCACGAUAUUGUGCUGGUUGGUGGAUCGACCCGUAUCCCCAAGGUGCAGAAGCUGCUGCAGGACUUCUUCAACGGCAAGGAGUUGAACAAGUCGAUCAACCCGGACGAGGCCGUCGCCUACGGUGCUGCCGUCCAGGCCGCAAUCCUGCACGGUGACAAGUCGGAAGAGGUGCAGGAUCUGCUGCUGCUCGACGUGACGCCACUGUCGCUCGGUAUCGAGACUGCCGGUGGUGUGAUGUCGGUGCUGAUCAAGCGUAACACGACCAUCCCGACGAAGCAGACGCAGACGUUUACCACGUACUCGGACAAUCAGCCCGGUGUGCUGAUCCAGGUGUUUGAGGGCGAGCGUGCCAUGACGAAGGACAACAACCUGCUCGGAAAGUUCGAGCUGAGCGGCAUCCCGCCGGCACCGCGCGGUGUGCCCCAGAUCGAGGUAACGUUCGAUAUCGAUGCCAACGGUAUCCUGAACGUGACGGCUCUCGAGAAGUCGACGAACAAGGAGAACAAGAUCACGAUCACGAACGACAAGGGCCGUCUGAGCAAGGAGGACAUCGAGCGUAUGGUGAACGAGGCCGAGAAGUAUCGCACCGAGGACGAGAAACAGAAGGAAACCAUCUCCGCGAAGAAUGCGCUCGAAUCGUACUGCUUCAACAUGAAGGCCACCAUGGAGGAUGACAAGUUGAAGGACAAGAUCUCGGACAGCGACAAGACCCUAGUGCUGGACAAGUGCAACGACACGAUCAAGUGGCUCGAUGCGAACCAGCUGGCCGACAAGGAGGAGUAUGAGCACCGCCAGAAGGAGCUGGAGUCGGUAUGCAACCCGAUCAUCAGCAAGCUGUACCAGGGCGCUGGUGGCGCACCGGGCGGCAUGCCAUUCCCGGGUGGUGCUCCGGGUGCCGGAGGAGCUGCCGGUGGUGCUGCUGGUGGCGCUGGAUCCGGUUCCGGACCGACCAUCGAGGAGGUAGACUAAAUCAUUCCCCACAUUCCAGUGAAUGAUGGCGCGCGAACUAACCGACGUUUGUUAGCAGAGAGCAAGGGCGAUCUAUUAAUAAAAACGCUGGCGCCACAGAAAGCCCCCUUGUUUGCGAAAUACUACAACCUUCUGCUUAUCUUGCUGUCCUGUUACUACCACACAUAAGCUGUUUUUGACAGCGCAUGCUUCUCUGCCGCUAAUUUCUAAUUUCCUCUACUCCUUUUGAACUCUCGACUGUUACCACCUACCCUCAAGCCAGCAGAGCCGAACACAGCCAUUUAUCAUUGUGAUUACGGGGAGGAUUAUUUCGAAAAUUGCGUAUUAUACACGCGAAUAAGCAGACACAAGUAUUUUACGUUAGUGUUGAAUGUUGUAUGAUUUUGAAUCAUCAUUACCAUACCAUCCGCGCUUGUGGGUGAAGCAGUUUCAGAAUAUUAGGUGCGAAGUACCCGUAAAGAUAGCUGCGAAAUAAUCGAACGAACUUGUUCUCUUCCACAAUCGAUGAAAUGUGCUGAACAAAUGAUAACGAAAUGAGCAGCAGGCCAAAUAAAGAAACACAAAAAGAGAUCUGUACUUCUCCAAUGACCAAGAUCAAAAUUGGAGUGAAAUUAGAAA
This is a messenger RNA of Anopheles moucheti, 2724 nucleotides long. Its product is annotated as heat shock 70 kDa protein cognate 4-like. Gene Ontology annotation, molecular function: heat shock protein binding; ATP binding; ATP-dependent protein folding chaperone. Lineage: Eukaryota; Metazoa; Arthropoda; Insecta; Diptera; Culicidae. Gene Ontology annotation, biological process: cellular response to unfolded protein; protein refolding; vesicle-mediated transport. The record is from RefSeq and is a predicted model, not a curated record. The transcript has 2 exons. Gene Ontology annotation, cellular component: cytoplasm; plasma membrane; cytosol. Bases 142 to 2106 code for a protein of 654 amino acids.